Messenger RNA from Arabidopsis arenosa, 1242 nucleotides. The record is from the annotation of a GenBank genome assembly. NCBI's taxonomy places the organism in Eukaryota, Viridiplantae, Streptophyta, Magnoliopsida, Brassicales, Brassicaceae.
AAAACUCUUCUCUCUCUCAAGAUUUAUGUUUUUGUAACUCAGACUCGCCAAAAAAACCAAUCUUAGAUCUGUCCAUAAUGAUGAUGUUCAAGAGCGGUGACAUGGAUUACACCCAGAAAAUGAAAAGAUGUCACGAAUACGUAGAAGCUCUCGAAGAAGAACAAAAAAAGAUUCAAGUCUUCCAACGUGAACUCCCUUUAUGUUUAGAACUUGUAACCCAAGCUAUCGAGUCAUGUCGGAAGGAGCUAUCGGAAUCGUCGGAACAUGUUGGCGGCCAAUCAGAGUGUUCUGAGCGGACGACGAGUGAGUGCGGCGGCGGUGGCGGUGCCGUGUUUGAAGAGUUUAUUCCGAUUAAGUGGAGUUCUUCUUCAUCUGAUGAAACCGAUAAAGAUGAAGAAGCUGAGAAUAACGGUGGUGAUAAGAAGAAAUCGGAUUGGCUUAGAUCUGUUCAAUUAUGGAACCAAUCACCAGAUACAAAACCUAAAGAGGAUCAUGUCAUUAAUAAGAAGAUAAACGUAAUUGAGGUCAAACGCAACGCUGGUGCGUUUCAACCGUUUCAAAAGGAGAAACCUAAGGCUGCAGAUUCUCUACCGCUAAAAACAAUCACUCCGACGUCGACGACGACAUCUAGUUCCACGGCGGAAACAGUCGGAGGUAAAAGUGAGUUUGAGGAGCAGAAACAAUCUCAUUCGAAUCGGAAGCAAAGACGUUGCUGGUCGCCGGAGUUACACCGGAGAUUCUUGCACGCGCUUCAACAACUUGGUGGAUCACAUGUUGCUACACCUAAGCAGAUUAGAGAUCUCAUGAAGGUCGAUGGUUUAACUAAUGACGAAGUUAAAAGCCAUUUACAGAAAUAUAGAUUGCACACAAGAAGACCAGCUACUCCGGUAGUAACAAACGGUGGUGAAAAUACACAACAACGGCAAUUCAUGGUGGUGGAAGGAAUUUGGGUGUCGUCGCACGAUACAACGAAUAAUAGAGUUUACGCUCCGGUGGCGGUUCAAUCUUCACUGUCGGGAGAGAGAAGUAGCCGGCGUUGCAAAUCGCCGACAACAUCUUCUUCUACACACACACCACACCGUCUUCCUCUUUCAUAGAUAGUUCACGAUUUGUAUGAAAAUUCGUUUUUCUUCAUAAAUUUGUUUUGUAACUAAGAAUGUUCGUUGGAGGUUUAAGAUUUUUGAAUAAAUUUGUAACGAUAGAGAUUCAUUACACACAAUUGAAUAAAGUAAGAGUUUUGAU